UGAUUAGAUUAUGAGAAAGUUGUUCUUCAAGUUUGCAUUUUUCUUCGUAAUUGGAAAAUGGUGGUCUAUUGGCUUGAUAAUAGGCUGGUUUACGACCAUAGAUUGGGGCCUGAAUGUAUGCAAAUCUUAGAGAAGUUAAGCUCUGUGAAUGCCUCCUAUUUGUUUGAUAAAAUGCCUGAACUAAUUCUUGAAAGCUGUUUGUGAGUUUCUCUCUCUCUCUUUGUAGUAAGAAUCAAAAGCUUGUCUUUCUAUUACUUGAUAAGUUGCAUUCUGAGGAUGGAAUUUCUCAAGUGACCAAAAGGGGGAAAAAUGAAUUAAUGUUAGCGGAGCUUAGCAUUUUUACAGAAUUUGAAGAUAUCACAAUGUUGGAUGGAUUCUUAAUUAGCAUUAAUGCUUAACUAACAGAAUAAGUUGAUCAACAUGCGUUGAAUUAAAUGGAGAAGAAUAUUGAUCAACUGCUUCAACUAUUGCAGUAAAAGAAAAUGAGGGUUUUGACGAGAAGUCUAGAGGUUUGGAGAUUGGGAGUUCUCAAUUACUUGGAGGCACUCAAGUUGCAGGAGAAGCUAGUCUCAGAUAGAAAGGGUGGAAAAAUUACUGAUACUCUGUUGUCAUUGCAGCAUCCACCUACAUAUACUCUUGGAAAAAGGCAAAUAGUUCACAAUCUAUUAGUUUCUGAGUCACAGCUCAAAUCCAUGGGGGCUGAACUGCAUUAUACGCAAAGAGGUGGUGAUAUUACGUACCAUGGUCCGCAUCAAGCUAUCUUGUACCCAAUCAUUUCACUCAGGGAUAUUGGAUUUGGGGCUCGAAAAUAUGUGGAGACACUUGAGUUGACAAUGAUUGAAUUAGCCUCUUUGCAUGGUGUGAAAGCUCGUGCGGGGGAAUCAGGGGAAACUGGGGUUUGGGUUGGGGAAAGAAAGAUUGGUGCUAUUGGCGUUCGUAUUUCAUCUGGGAUUACCUCACAUGGUUUAGCGUUUAAUAUUGAUCCUGAUUUAAGUUACUUUGAGCAUAUUGUGCCCUGUGGAAUCACAGAUAAAGAAGUUACAUCUUUGAAAAGAGAGGUUGAUUCUGAGCUUCCUGCUGAAGAGUUGAUUCAUGAGCAACUAAUUUCUUGUUUUGUAAGAUUAUUUGGCUAUAACAAUGUUAUUUGGAAAGAUAAUCCCUCAUUGUGCGACCAACAAAGCUGACAUGGAUGUAUGCAUUAUUCUGCAAUGACACGAUCCAUCUAAUUGUUUUUCUGAAAGUAAAUUCACAAUUUUGUGUUGAUAAGAGUAAGUUUGGCAGUGAUC
Messenger RNA from Coffea arabica (coffee), 1286 nucleotides. Lineage: Eukaryota; Viridiplantae; Streptophyta; Magnoliopsida; Gentianales; Rubiaceae. The record is from RefSeq and is a predicted model, not a curated record.